CUGAAAACCUACUUCCUAAGAUCUCGUCCGAAGGUAGCGAUGGAUUUCCAGACUCUCACAAGAAGAGAACUCCAGGCUCUAUGCAAGAAGAACAAGAUCCCUGCUAACUUGACCAAUGUUGCCAUGGCCGAUUCUCUCAAAGCUCUCGAUAUCGUCGAUGGGAUUGAGGAGUUUUUGAAUAACCGAUCUGAAUUUGAAUCUGAGCAAUCCAUCGUUGAUACGCCAAUUGCCCCUCGCACUAGCUGUAGAUCAUCUGCUCGAAAGGUACCAAUCAAUGACGAUGCGGUUAAUUCCCAGAUUCUAACAAGGACUCGACGAGGGGCCAAGACUGUUGUUGCUGGAGAAGACAAUGAAAAUGGGAAGCUUGACGUCCCUGAAACUCCAGCAGGACAGAGUUGCCGAAGAAGGGCUCCAAUUGCUCCAGUUCGGCCAAAGAUGGAGACCCAGUUGGAGAUUGAGAUGGAAGCUGAGAAAAAGGAACAAUUGAUUCAAGCUGAGGAGGAGAAAAAGGGUGUUCCUGAAACGCCUGUGGCAACUACGGCCCACCGAUUGAGGGCUACACGUUCUUCAGCUCGCGUAGUGUCUGUGAAUCAGAAGGUGGAGGCUUCUAUGAGUAAUGUCCGUAGCACUCGUAGAACUACUACAAGAAAUACUGAAAACAGUGUAAUGGAGUUGAGUUUGGAUGGUGAUGAUGAGAUUGAACCUGCAAAUCUCGAUGAUGAUGAAAAGAAGGAUAUUCCCAGUAAAGUAGAGACUCCUGUUGUACCAUCUGAAGGCAUUGCAGAGAUUAUAACCCAGGAUUCAGAACCUUCCAGUCAGACAAUGGAUGUGGAAUCCGAAGUAACUGAAGAGACUAAAGAUGAUGUUAUUGAAACUGAGAUUGAUGAAGUAUCUGGUCAGACUUUGAAUGCAGAAGCGGAAAUGGAUGAAGAUGUUGAGAUUUUAUCUGAAAACUCAAUUGAGAAAUUACAAGAGAGUUCAGAACCUUCCAGUCAGACCAUGAAUGUGCAAUCUGAAGAAACUAAAGACUAUGUUAUGAAGACCGAGAAUGAUGAAGUAUCUGGUCAGACUUUGAAUGCAGAAGCAGAAAUGGAUGAAGGUGAUGAAGAUGUAUUGAAAACAAAUGAGGGAAUGGGUGUUUCAAUUGCCCAUUUGGGGGAUCAAUUUGAUAAAUCACUCAAUUUGGGAGAUGAAAUCAUUGAAAAGAAGGAGGUGGCCGUGAAAGACUACAGUGUUUGCAGUUUGAGGCAGCUGAAGAAGCAAGUCAAACAAAUUGCUGCAAACAAGGGAAAGAAGAAUGAUGCAUCAGAAGAGGAGGAGGUUGUAAAUGCAAGAGCAGCCUUGCAAAAUCUUUCAGAAAACAGUAUGGUGGUUGAUAAAAACUAAGUCUGAAAAAAGUGGGGAACUAGAGAAAACAGAUCCAAUCAUUUUUGGAUUUUUAAGUCAUCAUGGGUUACAAUGUUUUGUUGUUGUUUUUUUAUUAUUUAUUUUUGGAUAUUAUGUGAUCGAGAUUCUUGAUAUUUCUUGGGAGGGGAAGUGAGGUGAGGUGAGUGAGAGAGGUUCAAACCUUGGUUUGCCUUCAUUUCUCGUAUUUUAGAUAAAUUUGAAUUUUGCUUAAGUUGUUGAGGAUCAAAAACUUUUUUCUUCUUUCUUUAAUAGAAAUGCCUUUUGUUUUAA
This is a messenger RNA of Impatiens glandulifera, 1677 nucleotides long. RefSeq lists its product as uncharacterized. The transcript is spliced from 5 exons. Lineage: Eukaryota; Viridiplantae; Streptophyta; Magnoliopsida; Ericales; Balsaminaceae. The record is from RefSeq and is a predicted model, not a curated record. The coding region runs from base 40 to 1386 and encodes 448 amino acids.